Drosophila kikkawai is the source of this 615-nucleotide messenger RNA. Its product is annotated as histidine-rich glycoprotein. The record is from RefSeq and is a predicted model, not a curated record. Lineage: Eukaryota; Metazoa; Arthropoda; Insecta; Diptera; Drosophilidae.
AUGGAUCUCCGUUUCUUGAUUGUUCUUUGCGUUUUCGUGGCCCUUGUCCAGGGAUCUGUCAAUGAGGAUAUUGCUGAGGCCGAAGUAGAAGCUCCCCAGGCCGGAUAUCUGCCUGUCGAGGAUGCUGUGGAGCCUCAGCAUGGCCACCAUCACGAGCCGGCUGAGGUGGGCCAUCAUCAUCACGGUGGACACCAUUACCAGGCCCAAGUGCAUCAUCAUGAGCACGGACCCCAUCAUCACCUGGAGUCGCAUCACCACCUGUCAGAGUCCUAUCAUCAACACCACUUGGCUGAGUCGCAUCACCACGUUCUGGGAUCGCAUCAUCAUCAUCUGGAGGCACCUCUGCAUUCAAUCCACGGACACCAUGGGCAUCACGGGCAUUAUGGCCAUCAUGUGAGCCAUUUGCACCACCACCGAAACUGCCAUGCCACCAUCCACUGCCCGAGGACUCAUAGUGCCACCUACGCCACCGAUGGCCACUCCUGCUAUCAUGUGGGAAACGCCUGCGAACUGGCGAUCCUCAACUGCCUGCGUCGCAAUGAAUUGCAGCCAGUUCUGCGACACAUUAGCCAGCAUGAGUGCCACCAUUUGCCCACAGCUCGCAGAUCCCACUAA